This is a messenger RNA of Trypanosoma brucei brucei TREU927, 1953 nucleotides long. Its product is annotated as protein kinase, putative. Gene Ontology annotation, cellular component: chromosome passenger complex; spindle microtubule; spindle pole centrosome. Gene Ontology annotation, molecular function: protein kinase activity; ATP binding. Bases 1 to 1953 code for a protein of 650 amino acids. Lineage: Eukaryota; Euglenozoa; Kinetoplastea; Trypanosomatida; Trypanosomatidae. Gene Ontology annotation, biological process: mitotic spindle organization; protein phosphorylation; regulation of cytokinesis. The transcript has a single exon. The record is from RefSeq and is a predicted model, not a curated record.
AUGAGCACACGUCUGUGCGAGCCGUCUUUACGUGACGACGGCGCGCAGAGAGGAACUCCUGCCAGCCAUGGGAAAUGGUGCGACACGGGAGCUUUUAAGUUGGAUGAAACGCCAUCCCCAGUCGUAGCGAAUGUUUCUUCGACAUCUGAUGCAAGUUUUCAAUUUAACCGAACCCCUUCCCCCGGUAAACAUCAGAACCACGCAGCGGACCGUUCCAUGUGGUCUUUGGACGAUUUUGUUAUAAUACGAAAACUUGACGAAGGCCGUUUUGGGAAAGUUUACCUUGCUAGGGAGAAGCAGAGCAAAUGCGCUGUGGUCCUCAAAUGCAUUUCAAAGGAUAUGAUUCGCUUUCACAGCCUUGCCCACCAACUACAACGUGAAGUGGAAUUACAGGAAUACGCUGGGCGCUACCACAAGAAUGUUCUGCGUCUUUUUGCGUACUUUUGGGAUGAUGUGCGGAUCGUUCUAGUGCUAGAAUAUGCAGAUAGUGGAACCCUACAGGAUUUGCUUGAUUGCUACAGAGAAAAGGAGCAGAGAUCCUCUCUUCCUGAUGAUAAGGUGCGUACCAUUCUCCUACAGCUUCUGUCGGCAUUGGCUUUUUUGCACGAGAGGGACAUUAUUCACCGUGAUGUAAAACCAGAUAACAUCCUUUUUCAUGGAGAAAAGCUGCUUCUCGCCGAUUUCUCUUGGGCCGUGCGCGUAAACAACAGCGACCCUCGGUAUUGCAGACGCCAUACGGUUUGUGGCACGCUGGACUAUCUAGCACCUGAACAAGUGCUGAAGCGUGGUUGCACUACCAAAGCUGAUUUGUGGGCUGUUGGUGUAGUAGCAUAUCGUAUGCUUUGCGGUUUCCUGCCCUUCGAGAUGUUAGAUGCACGAGACGUGUGUUCAUGCAUUGCCUCCGGUGCCAUUCGUUACCCUUCACAGUUGUCACCAACGGCACGACAUUUCCUCCAAGGACUUUUGCGCGUGGAUGAGGCCUUGCGGUUUUCGUGCCAGGAGGCGUUGAACCACCCGUUCAUGAGAGGGGACUGUAAUUGUCGCAUAAGCAACCGUUACAUCGAGAGUAAGCACCGAGCACGUGCUGAGGAGCCGGUGUUACAACACCAAGGUAGUUUUGACACAACCAAAAAUGGCACCCGAUGGAUUCAGCAGAAAAAAGAGUCGUGGUGCUGCAGCCGAGCACCCACGUUGAAUGUUCCGGAGCCGGUUCAUCAUACUGGCACCAACUGCGUCGCCAACCACAGCCACAACCAUAAAGAUAUGGAUAAAAGUACAACGUUGAGUUGCCCCUCGGCUUCUGAUAUUGUUCGAGUUCGCGCCACCACAGAAAGAGUCCGUUGUCCCGUGGAUGAUUAUUCUGGUACGAGCGCAAGCCUCAUAACUAUAAGCCCUCUGCGAUCAACAGAAUGCAUGCAAAGUUUGAGCAACGUAAGUACCCCCAGUAUCGUAUCUCAGACUCACAGUGAGUGGCUCCACAGUGCUUCUCCGAUCAGUCACACUCCCGUCGUAGCCGCGGCAGCCACAUCGAAGUGUAGUCGUGAUGACGUUGGGACAUCAAGUUAUGGUGUGAGUUACAGUGGUAUUCGGUUACACAACAGUGCAAGCGACGGCAGUGGGACUACCACCGGGCAACAUCAUGCGCAAUUAGGAACCUCAACACACUCUUCUUUCGCAUUUGCGCCGCCUACCUCCGCAAGAUAUCGCCGUGAUAUUAGCGGCUAUCAUCGCAUUAACGGCCGGGGCAGCAGUCCGAGUGAUCAUGAGGAGUAUGAAGUGGCUAGCUGCGCUUUGAGGUUAUGUUUUGAUGAUGAGGAUGAUGCCGACAAUAAUUGUAGCGGCGCCCUGCAUGCCGCGGCUUCCAACCGCCCAAAAACUUUGAAAUCAGGUGUGAUGAUGAAUGGUACGGCACCGCCCUCUCAUCAUAAAGGGUCGUCAUAUGACGUGAGAUAG